Molecule: messenger RNA, 2927 nt
Organism: Acomys russatus (golden spiny mouse)
Lineage: Eukaryota; Metazoa; Chordata; Mammalia; Rodentia; Muridae
Gene: Lzts3
Product: leucine zipper tumor suppressor family member 3
Exons: 5
Coding region: 220-2337 (705 amino acids)
Biological process (GO): regulation of dendritic spine morphogenesis
Cellular component (GO): dendritic spine
Source: RefSeq, a predicted model, not a curated record
GGGCGGGAGGGGCCAAGAGCAGAGCCCGGCCGCGCCGCGCGCCCAGUGGGGCGGGCUUCGGGCUGCGCCAGAGAGCAGGGCAGCUGGCGCCGGUGUCUGAGCCUCUGCGCCGGACUCUGAGGCAGUGAAGGAGAAAACUGUAGUACGGGAUGGCUUGGUCAGUUAGUCCAAAGUCGCACAGCUGGUUCUGGCCGAGCCCGGACUUCGAGAGAGAGCCAUAUGGCCCCUGCAGACCCGGCCUCGGAGGGUCCCAAGCUUGAGGACCCGCCGGCCCCCCACCUCUUUGGAAAGUGCCCUUCUAGCUUAGUCAUGGCGAAGCUGGAGACGUUACCUGUGCGCGCUGAUCCAGGGAGGGAUCCUCUGCUGGCUUUCGGCCCCCGGCCUUCUGAGCUUGGACCCCCAGAUCCCCGCCUGACCAUGAGCAGUGUGGAUGGUGGGGUGACCCAUGCCCAGGAGUUUCCUAUGAAAAGCGUGGGCACUCGAACAGGGGGUGGGGGCAGCCAGGGCAGUUUCCCUGGUCCAAGAAGCAGUGGCGGCGGCGGCAGUGGGGCCAGCAGAGAGAGACCUGGCCGCUACCCAUCAGAGGACAAGGUUCUCGCCAAUUCUCUCUACCUCAAUGGCGAGCUGCGGGGCAGUGACCACACAGAUGUCUGUGGUAAUGUGGUGGGCAGCAGUGGGGGCAGCAGCAGCAGUGGGGGCAGUGACAAGGCUCCACCACAGUAUCGUGAACCCGGUCACCCACCCAAGCUCCUGACCACCUCUGGCAAGCUAGACCAGUGCUCAGAGCCACUAGUUCGGCCAUCAGCCUUCAAGCCUGUUGUACCCAAGAACUUCCAUUCCAUGCAGAACUUGUGUCCUCCACAGACCAAUGGGACCCCUGAGGGACGACAGGGCCCUUCUGGACUCAAGGGCGGACUGGACAAGUCUCGGACCAUGACUCCAGCUGGUGGGAGUGGGGGUGGCCUCUCAGACUCAGGCCGAAACUCACUCACAAGCUUGCCUACCUAUAAUUCCAGCUAUAGCCAGCACCUGGCACCCCUCAGUGCCUCCACCAGCCACAUCAACCGCAUUGGCACUGUCGGCUACAGUAGUAGCAGCAGCGGCGGCGGCGGGGGGUCAGGCUACCAAGAUCUGGGGACCUCUGACAGUGGGCGGGCAUCCAGUAAGAGUGGGUCAUCCUCCUCCAUGGGGCGGUCCGGCCACCUGGGAUCUGGGGAGGGCAGCAGUGGAGGCCUGCCAUUUGCAGCCUGUUCACCGCCCUCGCCCAGUGCACUGAUCCAGGAGCUGGAGGAGCGGCUGUGGGAGAAAGAGCAGGAGGUGGCAGCUCUCCGCCGCAGCCUGGAACAGAGCGAGGCGGCCGUGGCCCAAGUGUUGGAGGAGCGGCAGAAGGCCUGGGAGCGAGAGCUGGCUGAGCUCCGGCAGGGUUGCAGUGGAAAGCUGCAGCAGGUGGCCCGCCGUGCCCAGCGUGCCCAGCAGGGCCUACAGCUGCAGGUGCUGCGGCUACAGCAGGACAAGAAACAGCUGCAGGAGGAGGCGGCCCAGCUGAUGAGGCAACGGGAAGAGCUAGAGGACAAGGUGGCCGCCUGCCAGAAGGAGCAGGCCGACUUCCUGCCCCGGAUGGAGGAAACUAAGUGGGAGGUGUGCCAGAAGGCGGGUGAGAUUUCCCUCCUGAAGCAACAACUGAAGGACUCACAGGCUGAUGUGUCGCAGAAGUUGAGUGAGAUCGUGGGGCUGCGCUCCCAGCUUCGGGAGGGUAGGGCCUCCCUCCGGGAGAAGGAGGAACAGCUGCUCAGCUUGAGGGACUCCUUCGGCAGCAAACAGGCCAGCCUGGAGCUGAGCGAAGGCGAGCUGCCCCCUGCCUGCCUCAAGCCCGCACUGACCCCAGUGGACCUGGCCGAGCCACAGGAGGCGCUGGCCUCCUGUGAGAGCGAUGAGGCCAAGAUGCGCCGCCAGGCUGGGGUGGCAGCUGCCGCUUCCCUGGCUUCUGUUGAUGGGGAGGUGGAUGCCGGGGGAGAGGGUGGGACACGGGCCCUACGCAGGGAGGUGGGGAGACUGCAGGCUGAGCUGGCUGCUGAGCGGCGUGCCCGUGAGCGCCAGGGUGCCAGCUUUGCAGAGGAGCGCCGGGUGUGGUUGGAGGAGAAGGAGAAGGUCAUUGAAUACCAGAAGCAGCUCCAGCUGAGUUACGUGGAAAUGUACCAGCGCAACCAGCAGCUGGAGCGGCGACUCCGGGAGCGUGGGGCAGCAGGGGGUGCCAGCACGCCUACUCCCCAGCAUGGAGAGGAGAAGAAGGCCUGGACCCCCUCCCGCCUAGAGCGAAUCGAGUCCACAGAAAUCUGAUUCUCUGUCCUCUUGCACAACCUUCUGACAAGUGCCCUGUCUGAAGGUCGGGAGUCACCGAUGGCCCCUUCCAUUCAUUCAUUUCCCUUCCCCACGUGUGCUGCAUAUCCCCCAGACCAAAGAGGUUCUCAAAGCAGCUGGGACCCAACCCCCUUGUCCCCCUAGUCCAUGCAGCUCCAGCACUGCCUCUGUGGGUAGCCAGCCACUCCAGACCCUCUCUCCAAGGAGAGCAUCGGGGAGAGCAGAGUGCCAUGGGGUGAGGUCCCAGGCGCAGGGAGCAUGCUCCUUUUCUGGGAAGCCUCUGGUUGGAGAUGGAGGCAACAGGCUUGCAUUGCCAGGAAGUACCCGAGCCCCCUUCCUCGGAUCUUGGGCUGCUGCUGCUGCUGCUGGCCAUCUUGUGUCCAGUGCUAUUGUCUGCGCUCUCCUCCGAGGCCAGACAGCCUGAAGGAACCUGCAUGGGUCUACCAAUGCUGACAGACCCUAGGCUCCUAGUCUCUCUCCUUCGUGUGGUAUUCUCCUAACCCAGGCAGCUUGGUAAAAGAGGGAGCAGAUGGCCUGCCUGUGGUUGGGAGGGCUACCUGCCCAGCCCC